Messenger RNA from Labrus bergylta (ballan wrasse), 1885 nucleotides. RefSeq names its product transmembrane protein 147 (gene tmem147). NCBI's taxonomy places the organism in Eukaryota, Metazoa, Chordata, Actinopteri, Labriformes, Labridae. The record is from RefSeq and is a predicted model, not a curated record.
CCGUCGGAGGCAUUUGUGAGUUACGCCAAGACAACUUCCGGUCGUCAUUCAACCAGAGAGUAGCACGACCGUCUGCUUUUUCUCAGAUCUUCUUAAAAACAGAAUCAUUCUCUGUGACCUGACAUCAUGACGCUGUUUCACUUCGGGAACUGCUUUGCUCUGGCCUAUUUCCCUUACUUUAUAACCUACAAGUGCAGUGGCCUUUCAGAGUACAAUGCCUUCUGGAGAUGUGUCCAGGCUGGAGCAACCUACUUGUUUGUUCAACUCUGUAAGAUGCUGUUCCUGGCUACCUUUUUCCCCACAUGGGAAGUAGGAGCGGGUGUUUAUGAUUUUGUAGGGGAAUUUAUGAAAUCAACGGUGGACCUGGCAGACUUGUUGGGCCUCCAUCUUGUGAUGUCUCGUAAUGCUGGUAAAGGAGAGUACAAGAUCAUGGUGGCUGCUAUGGGCUGGGCAACAGCAGAACUUGUGAUGUCCAGAUGUCUUCCUCUGUGGGUGGGAGCCAGAGGGAUUGAGUUUGACUGGAAAUACAUUCAGAUGAGCUUUGACUCUAACAUUAGUUUGAUCCAUUAUAUCGCCAUGGCAGCCGUGGUGUGGAUGUUCACCCGAUACGACCUUCCCAAGAGCUUCAGACUUCCUGUCACUGUGCUGCUGGCUCUGUGUGUCUACAAGUCCUUCUUAAUGGAGUUGUUCGUCCACGUCUUCCUGCUGGGCAGCUGGACCGUGCUGCUGGUGAAAGCUGUGCUGACCGGUGCCAUCUCUCUCUGCUCACUGUUUCUCUUUGUCACUCUGGUCCACAGCAACUAAGUAACACUCAGCACCCUGAAAUAAUCCUGCAUACAUCUCUUCAGUCCAGACUGAACCCGGGUUUGUCAUAAAAUCAUAAACUGACUCCUGAGGUCUUUUGAGUCUUUAUACAACUUCCCAAAGACUGAUGCUUGUUUAUGUUUGGUAUGUGGACCUGCCAAACAUACCAGUCUAACCAACAAGCCACCAACCUCCUAAACCAACCAGUUUGUCAUGGUUUGUUGUGUCUGUACUCGGAAAAGCUGUGACACCCAAGCGUCAGUAUGAUCAGCCUGUCUAAGCUGUGAUGUUUUUUUAAGAGUGGAUUUUAUAUCAGUAGGACCACAAAUGAACUGAGACUUCAUGAAUAAUUAUUUUCUAUGUGUUGAAUGAGCCAGCCAAGGUGAUUAGAUUAAAAAGAACAUUUAUUAGAGAUAAAUAACAGUGACACUUCCUUUAUAGUAAACUGUCUCCACUAAUGUAUCAUUUAUUUAUAUCAAGCAGGUAGUUAAUAAUAAGUAGUUCAAAAGUGACUGUAGCAAGAUUUUUUACUAUUAUUAAAGAAAUAUAAACAAUUCCUGAGUGCAGCCCUCAUUAUGAUAAUACUGAGAUCCUAUCUGCAUUAAAACUACAAAAUGUGGAGUCAUAAGCAUCUGUGAUUUUGAUGUUUGAUUAAAAAAUAUGUUUUUGUCUAAUCUCAGUCCCAGAGCUUGUACUGUUCAGGCCUUGUGGUGUCUAACUGUUGUCAAUCAAUCUUUAUUUGUAUAAUGUCAAUUCAUAACAUGUUAUCUGGAGAGCCUUUUCAAAAGAGCAGGUACAAGUCCUCUUUCUGAUGUUAUAUUAAAUCUAACAUAUUUAGUUCAAAUGUCUUGAUGAUCAAAUGUUUUCUUAGAUUUCAACCUUUUUGAAGCUGCUUUCUUGUGAUAAAUGUAACUGUUCAUUCAUGAUUCCUGUCCCUAACAUUCACCACAAUGCUACAUUUCCAAUGUGCCACACAAGGUGUAAAUGAUUAAUGAUGCUCUGUAACAAUUUCUAUCCAACCUCUUGGUUUUUAUUUAUUUUUCUUUGCAUCUACUUAAAGUCAUUUCCCCUCCUCACUUAA